This is a messenger RNA of Pieris brassicae (large cabbage white), 1552 nucleotides long. RefSeq lists its product as uncharacterized. Lineage: Eukaryota; Metazoa; Arthropoda; Insecta; Lepidoptera; Pieridae. The record is from RefSeq and is a predicted model, not a curated record. The transcript is spliced from 3 exons. The coding region runs from base 97 to 405 and encodes 102 amino acids.
GCAGCACGCGACACACGCCGUCAUUCACCUUCGGACAAGCACAGCGCGCACCGCAUUUACCUUGUCUUAUUAAUACAAAGCAUAAUCUCUAAAACAAUGAAGUACUUUAUUGUUUUCAUAUCUAUGUGCAUGUUAUCAGCAGCAUCAAACCUGCGCGAGAGGCGGGAUAACUAUCCCAAUGGCACUGCAAUUAUUUGUGCUCCUCAAACCCCUUGCGGGUGGAAGGUAUACAACCCAGUGACUAAGGUGAUACAGAUCACAGUCAAUAAUACAUACUGUAUAUGCCGGGAAGGCUUGUCUUGCAACAUUGAGGGUAACAUCGAAGCGUCUAGUACGUACGUGAUGAAAUGCCGGGACCCAGUACCCGAAGUCGAAGGGGCGAAUGUUGAGACUAAUGAUGAAUAGGUCGUUGUAAAACACCUGGGAGCCAAGACAAUAUUUAUCGCAAACGUGACUCGCUUCCGUCGGUCAAUUUUUAUGAAAUCGUGAGAAGUAAUUUUUCAAUACCAUCUGUUCACGUCGCGACAGCGAGUGACGCCCGCGAAAAGAUUUGAGACUUGGCUAUCCUUUUUUUAAGUAUAAUCUGUACUAUUAGGUAUGACAUUUAGAUAUUUGCCGCCUGUGGUCAUUAGUUUAUAAGUAUGACGCGAAUAAGACGUCAAAUUUGGAAGCAGAAGUGAUGUAUUUGCCUUGUUUAUUAAAUAUGGUUUAACAUCAGUAAAAUUUAAUAAUCCUUGUUGUUUCGAUUUUCGAAAGUAGAUUUUAACAUCUUUAUCACUUCUGUUUUUAAAUAAGGUUUUAUGGAUUUGUAGCGUCAUUUAGAGAUGGCCGUCUUCUUAGAUUCAUGAAUGCUUUUAUAGUUUCGAUUAGUAUUCUUUGUCAGGAAUGAAAUAUUUUUUGAUAUUCGACAUUUUAUUAAAGUAUAUAGAAAUCAUAGAUAAUCAUUUUCAUGCAUUUUAAAAUAGAUCUGUUUACAGUUUUUAUCUGACAUAUCGACAUAAAUAGUGUAUUGUGUUAUCAUCUGAGAAGACAUACCAUGACCUUUAAGUUAGUAUUUCAUGUAACCUGUACAAGUACUUAUUAGUUCUUAAUUAUUGUCUGUGUGGUCCUUAUUCCAGAAUGAUUUAAUAUGGAGCCCUAUUCAAAAAAAAUACAACAGGUAUGGCGCACUAUCGCCAAUUCGAUUUGUAUGGAAUUGUCACAAUCACGUGGUUCACGCUUGGUGUGUGUCUAUUUCGUACAAAUUUAACUGGCAAUGGCGGGCCAUGCCUGUAGUAAAUUGAUGUUGUCUAGGGCAACUAUUUGAAAGACCGUCUUAAUCUUUGGAAUCUGACUUUGAGACCUCUUGACUUAGGGAUAAAAGACGGGUUUUGGAAUAUGUGACAAGUGUAGUACUUAUUACUGAUUGUGUAUGAAUCUAUUUUAUUUUUAAGACAUUUUUAUGUUCCUUUUUAUUAUGAAAUACGAUGGUAAUUCAGAUAAUUAAAUAAUAAUCACUUACUGUACGAGUAAGGACAGUUCAAAUAUUAAUAAUAAAUACAUUUAUAACUAA